AACGUCUGGCAUGAAUAUAAAAGACAGACACCACAAAGAAUCUAAAGAACCAACAAAAUCAAAAGAACAAAAUAAGAACAAAACUCAAGUUACUUAGAUUCUUCUUAGACACAUAUGAAUCAAGGAGAUCAUAUUAUAAAUAAUGGAGAAGGCUCAGUGUGUUGCUUCUCUGAGACAACCACUACGUCCUCAAAUCCAGUCUACAAUAAUCCCAUGACGGCCGCCACAAAAUCAUCGGAAGACGAGGACGACAUAUCGCUAUCUCUUCUACUUAAUCUCUCUACCAUGCAAAACAAAGUCCAUCAGAUCAAAUCUCUGGUCAGUUUUUUCAUGAUAUCAACUAAUAACAAUAACCAAUCCACGGAGUCAACGUCGUAUUUGGCCGUGGCUAACAUCGAAAGUUUGGUUCAAGAUAUUAUCACGGCCGCGAAUUCAAUGAUGUUCACUUGCCAACAACUCCAUAUCUCAUCUAAUAACAACAGUAAUUUCGAUAACGAUAAAAUUGUUACGGAUUUUUCCCCACGCGUAAUCGACAGGCAUAAUGAUUUCACGAGAGAGUCGUCAGCCAACUUUCUCGGUGUUCAAGAAAGAGGGCGUAGUUCGUUUCUCGACCAGACUACGCAGAAUCUUGACUGGUACGGCACCCAAACCAUAAACCCUAAAAAAGAAGAUCAUCGUUAUAAAUCAAGAUCCGGUGACUAUGAGCUAGUGGAGCUAGGCGUAGCGGAUCUACUAGCGAAAUACACGCACUACUGCCAGAUUUGCGGAAAAGGGUUUAAGAGAGACGCGAAUCUAAGGAUGCACAUGAGAGCGCACGGAGACGAGUACAAGACACGUGAAGCCUUGAUCAGUCCAACGAGCCAUGACAAGGAAGUCGAAUGCUCGUCGACGAGACAUUACUACUCGUGCCCUCAACAAGGGUGUAGAUGGAACCAGAGGCACGAGAAGUUUCAGCCGUUGAAAUCUGUGAUUUGCGCCAAGAACCAUUACAAGAGAAGUCAUUGUCCGAAAAUGUAUAUGUGCAGGAAAUGCAACGUAAAACAUUUCUCCGUUCUGUCUGAUCUUAGGACGCACGAGAAGCAUUGUGGGGAUGUCAAGUGGAUUUGCUCUUGUGGGACUACGUUUUCUAGGAAAGACAAGCUUAUGAGCCAUGUUUCUUUGUUCUUGGGCCACUCACCGGUCCAUUGCCAGCCGCCGCAGCAUCCGAUUAUUCAUUAUACUUAACAUGCUUCUGCUAAGUUAUGGGUAAUAGUUUUGGUUGAUUCAUGCAACUUUCUGAUUUCUGAAUAAUAGUUACAAUGUUGAGAAAACAACGUUACAAUGGCUAAUCUAACUUCAAACUA
Molecule: messenger RNA, 1343 nt
Organism: Brassica napus (rape)
Lineage: Eukaryota; Viridiplantae; Streptophyta; Magnoliopsida; Brassicales; Brassicaceae
Product: protein SENSITIVE TO PROTON RHIZOTOXICITY 2-like
Exons: 1
Coding region: 115-1224 (369 amino acids)
Biological process (GO): response to aluminum ion; response to acidic pH
Source: RefSeq, a predicted model, not a curated record